CUGCUAUAGCUACCCAUGUCGCGCUGUCCCGGCCAGGCCCCCGGGGGCCUUGGAGUGUCAUUGGUGGGUGACCGAGGCUCUCGCGGCUGCUCCUCCACCGAGAUCAUGGCCGCCAGCAGCUGCGCGCUCUCUGCAGCCCGUCUACUGCCGCGCUCCUACCUCCUGCAACAGAAUGGAAUUCGGCAUUGUUCCUAUACAGCAUCUCGAAAACAUCUCUAUGUUGACAAAAAUACAAAGGUUAUUUGCCAGGGAUUCACUGGUAAGCAGGGCACUUUUCACAGCCAGCAAGCACUGGACUACGGCACCCAGCUAGUUGGAGGAACCACCCCUGGGAAAGGAGGCCAGAAACACCUAGGCUUGCCAGUCUUUAAUUCUGUGAAGGAGGCCAAAGAAAAGACAGGAGCAACAGCGUCUGUCAUUUAUGUCCCUCCUCCUUUUGCUGCUGCUGCCAUUGAUGAGGCCAUUGAGGCGGAAAUGUCCUUGGUUGUGUGCAUCACUGAAGGCAUCCCACAGCAGGACAUGGUGCGGGUCAAGCACAAGCUGGUGCGCCAGGGCAAGACGAGGCUCAUCGGCCCAAACUGCCCUGGAGUCAUCAAUCCUGGAGAAUGCAAAAUUGGCAUCAUGCCUGGCCACAUUCAUAAGAAAGGAAGAAUCGGUAUUGUGUCCAGAUCUGGCACCCUGACUUAUGAAGCAGUUCACCAGACAACACAAGUUGGAUUGGGGCAGACUUUAUGUGUUGGCAUUGGAGGUGAUCCUUUUAAUGGAACGGAUUUUAUUGAUUGCCUUGACAUCUUUCUGAAUGACCCAGCCACAGAAGGUAUCAUCUUGAUUGGGGAAAUAGGCGGCAACGCAGAAGAAAAUGCUGCUGAGUUUUUGAAGCAACAUAAUUCAGGUCCCAAGGCCAAGCCUGUGGUGUCCUUCAUUGCUGGUUUAACGGCCCCUCCCGGCAGGAGAAUGGGUCACGCUGGAGCAAUCAUUGCUGGAGGUAAAGGAGGAGCUAAAGAGAAGAUAACUGCCCUUCAGAGCGCGGGCGUUGUCGUCAGCAUGUCUCCUGCACAGUUGGGAACCACCAUGUACAAGGAGUUUGAAAAGAGGAAGCUGCUAUGAAACAACAGCAACAACAACAGCAACAACAACUAAGUUCUAUAAGCCUAUGGAAUGAAUAACUAUAGAAAUGGGAAACAGCAGCUGUUUGCUCAUGUUAACCACUGAUUGUCAGCCUCUGCGCAGGACACUGGCCUUUCAGAACAAGAACCAAAGCAAGGUUUAGAAUGUCCUGUCUUGAAAUGUUUGGACCUCAUUGUAUAACAGAAAUAGCCAAUAAAUCUAUUAUUUGGUUUGAA
Erinaceus europaeus (western European hedgehog) is the source of this 1343-nucleotide messenger RNA. RefSeq names its product succinate-CoA ligase GDP/ADP-forming subunit alpha (gene SUCLG1). The record is from RefSeq and is a predicted model, not a curated record. Lineage: Eukaryota; Metazoa; Chordata; Mammalia; Eulipotyphla; Erinaceidae. Bases 16 to 1107 code for a protein of 363 amino acids. Gene Ontology annotation, cellular component: mitochondrion; succinate-CoA ligase complex (ADP-forming). The transcript has 9 exons. Gene Ontology annotation, molecular function: succinate-CoA ligase (ADP-forming) activity; succinate-CoA ligase (GDP-forming) activity. Gene Ontology annotation, biological process: tricarboxylic acid cycle.